Messenger RNA from Phlebotomus papatasi, 1474 nucleotides. Its product is annotated as carboxypeptidase B-like. The record is from RefSeq and is a predicted model, not a curated record. NCBI's taxonomy places the organism in Eukaryota, Metazoa, Arthropoda, Insecta, Diptera, Psychodidae. Bases 61 to 1338 code for a protein of 425 amino acids. Gene Ontology annotation, molecular function: metallocarboxypeptidase activity; zinc ion binding. The transcript is spliced from 5 exons. Gene Ontology annotation, biological process: proteolysis.
UCUUUAUAUAAAUGGUAGCAUUGUAUAUGCAACUGAGAAGUGUAUUUCAGAAGUUUAAUCAUGCGCUCUUGUAUUACCUUCUUGCAAUUUUUUGUUCUAAUAACUGCCGCUCCAAAAUCAUACAAAGGAUAUCAAGUAAUAAUCAUGAUAUUGACAGAUCAUAACAAAAUAGAUAUGGUUUGGCAAUGGCAUAAACGCGGAAUUGACUUUUGGAAUAAAGUAAAUUUUGUUAAUCAUCCUAUACAAGCAAUGGUUCCUCCACAUCUUCGAGAGACAUUUUUCAACUUUCUCAAAGCCCACGACAUUUACUAUGAAGUCAUCAUUCCUGAUGUGGAAAUUGCCUUCUUGAAUGAGAGAAAAAUUCAGAAUAAGAGACGACAGCAAGCUAUAUAUGAUAAAGAAAUUACUGGUAAAAUAACAGCAAACUUCUCAUAUUUUUGGCAACCAGAUGAAAUCAACGAGUAUCUCUUAACGCUGGCUAUUGACUAUCCUGAUUUAGUGAGAGUCCAAAAGGCUGGUCGUAGCUAUGAAGGACGUGAUAUUUAUGUUAUAAAAAUUUCUAGCUCAGGAUUUUACAGACCUAAGCCUAAAAUAUUCGUUGAUGCUGGUAUUCAUGCACGUGAAUGGAUUGCUCCAAUGGCAGCACUUUACCUUAUUUACGAACUUGUGCAGAAUGAAAAAAACAAUAUAGAUAUGCUUGAUUGUGACUGGAUCAUCAUUCCUUGUGUUAAUCCUGAUGGAUAUCAAUACUCUCACGACAUUGAUCGUAUGUGGAGGAAGACACGAUCGUAUAAUGAGGGAAGCUCUUGCAGGGGCGUCGAUGGAAAUAGGAAUUACAACUAUUUCUGGGAUUAUGGAACAGGUGUCAGUACAGAUCCCUGCGCUGAAAACUUCCUUGGUCCUAAACCAAAUUCUGAACCAGAAGUACAAGCUGUUGCUAAUCAAUUAGAAGAAGAAGCUAAUGGAUUAAGACUUUACAUUAGUUACCAUUCUUUUGGAAAUUGGUUGAUCUAUCCAUGGGCAUACGAAAAGAUUUUUCAUCCUAAUUAUAUCGAACUUGACCAUGUUGCUCGCCUUGUGUCAACUGAAAUUUAUAAAAUGACAGGACGUGCUUAUACGAUUGGAAAUACAGCCACUAUUCUUUAUCCAGCUUCUGGUGGAAGUGAUGACUAUGCAGCUGGAGUACAUCACGUUAAUCUAUCAUACACAUUAGAAUUGACUGGUGGUAAUUCAAACGGAUUUGAUUUACCACUAGAUGAGAUUAUAAACGUUUGCAUGGAGAACUUCAUUGGAAUGCGCACUUUUGCUAAUUAUCUUGUGAAAAAAUAUUCUAAAUAGCAUUUAAUUGGUCUUGAAACUUUCGUCAGUUUUGUUUGAAUUUUACAUUAUAAAAAAAAUUUAUUAUAAAUUCUUUAAAAAUACUUUAAACUUAACAUAAAAAUAACAUUAAAUAACGAUGGUUUACAAACAGGUU